This is a messenger RNA of Zasmidium cellare ATCC 36951, 1281 nucleotides long. RefSeq lists its product as uncharacterized. NCBI's taxonomy places the organism in Eukaryota, Fungi, Ascomycota, Dothideomycetes, Mycosphaerellales, Mycosphaerellaceae. Gene Ontology annotation, biological process: biosynthetic process. The coding region runs from base 1 to 1281 and encodes 426 amino acids. The record is from RefSeq and is a predicted model, not a curated record. The transcript has a single exon. Gene Ontology annotation, molecular function: pyridoxal phosphate binding.
AUGGCUCGAAGGUCUCAGCUAGAAGACGCCAUCACGGCAACGCUGUCGAAACGGCAGAGUCAGUCCACACUGCGAAGACUCACGACCAACCCGCCGGAGAGUGUCGACUUCUCCUCGAACGACUUCCUCUCGCUUGCAACCUCGAAGGAUCUUCGCCAUGCAUUUCUCCAGGAGCUGCAUUCCGACCCCGCCCUAUCCUCCCAUCUUGGCAGUGGAGGAUCACGAUUACUGGACGGGAACUCCAACUACGCAGAGAAACUCGAAAAGGAUAUUGCAGCUUUUCAUAAUGCUGAGACUGGACUUUUGUGCAAUUCUGGAUUCGAUGCCAACGUUGGGUUGUUCUCCUGUCUGCCGCAGAGGGGGGAUGUUAUCGUGUACGAUGAGUUCAUUCACGCGAGUGUUCACGAUGGGAUGAAGUCGUCAAGGGCUGCGAAGAAGGUGUUCUUCCAGCACAACAGUGUUAGUGCGCUGAAACAGGUGUUGAAGCAGUGCACCGCCGAAGACGAGCAAAUCCGAGCUGGGAAGAGGAAUGUCUUCAUCGCCGUUGAAGCUGUCUAUAGCAUGGACGGCGAUGUUGCACCACUCCAGCAAAUCGUAGCAUUGAUCAAGAACUUAUUGCCCAAAGGGAACGGCCAUCUGAUCGUUGACGAAGCCCAUUCGAACGGUGUUUUUGGUCCAAAAGGAAGAGGCCUCGUUUGCCAGCUGGGCCUUGAGAAGGAAGUGACUGUUCGACUGCACACUUUCGGCAAGGCUCUAGCAUGUAAUGGUGCCAUCCUCCUUUGCAGUCCGGCGAUCCGAGAGUACCUGGUGAACUACGCGCGACCGAUGAUAUACACAACCUUCAUGUCCUAUCCGGCCUUGGCAGCUAUAAGGGCAUCGUAUGACUGGCUGAUGAGCGGGAAGACGGAGGCAUUGGCGAGAAACCUUCAAUUGCUGAUUCAGACGUUACACGAACGUCUGCUGGAUAUGCAGGCUUCGCUGCACCUACCACCGGCAUACGAGCAUUUGGUGAGGAGCCCGAUCGCAUGCCCAGAGACUCCCAUAUUUGCAGUACUUUCAUCCGAGCCGAAAGUCCUGGCUGCACACUGCCAACGGCUUGGGUUCGUUGUCCGUGGGAUCAUGUCGCCGACCGUACCUGAAGGAACCGAGAGAGUGAGGGUGUGUCUGCACGCUGGCAACACAGUAGAGCAGAUUGACGGCCUGGUCCACACCAUUCGCAUCUGGGUGCAGAGGAGGGUUCGCGAGCUGGAUGGACCCAUAGAAUCAAGACCACGAUUGUGA